Didymodactylos carnosus is the source of this 656-nucleotide messenger RNA. The record is from the annotation of a GenBank genome assembly. Lineage: Eukaryota; Metazoa; Rotifera; Eurotatoria; Philodinida; Philodinidae.
ACUGAGAGGUAUUAUUUCGCUCAGAAGGAAGCAACCGAUACAAGUGCAUAUGAUGUGUUGGAAACUGUUUACCGCAUGGUACAAUUGUUCGGCUGUAGUGUCUCCAUGAAUUCGCAGAGUAUCGAGGGUAAAUACGAUUGGUAAAUAAAGCUCAAGAAACGUUUCGAUCGCCACAUUACGAUCGACCCAUCGUGUUUCACACUAUUAUAAACAAAAUAUAUCGAUAAAUCAGAUAAAAUCAAAUCUUUUUUCUCAUGAUUGAGAAACAGAAUCGAGUCGCUUCAGUUUUUGGAAAGCCUUAACUCACCAAAGAAAUGAGACGAGUUUUUUUGCUGAGUCGAAUAUAUUCAUUGUCGGGUCGACUUAUUUCCUUUCUGAGUGCAUCAGUGCGUUUGGCUGAGUCAUUGAAAAAUUCAAUGACCGAUUUGAUUGUGCCAAACAUGUUGCGUAUGUGGGAUAAUGAACAAGAAUCGACAAGAGCCAGGUUAAGUGCGUGCGAGCUGCAGUGCAUGUAUUCAGCCUCGACACAUGAUUGCUUGAUUAUGGCCUGGCAUCCAUUAAGAAUGCCAGCCAUGUUGGGAGCUCCAUCGUAUGCCUGUCCUGAAAAAUUUGAACAUGACAAAGAAGUCAAUAUUCGAUAUUCGAAUAGAGCAUAG